Salvia splendens (bonfire salvia) is the source of this 1494-nucleotide messenger RNA. RefSeq lists its product as uncharacterized. The record is from RefSeq and is a predicted model, not a curated record. The transcript has 4 exons. The coding region runs from base 232 to 1215 and encodes 327 amino acids. Lineage: Eukaryota; Viridiplantae; Streptophyta; Magnoliopsida; Lamiales; Lamiaceae.
UAACUUGGGCUGUUUUGAAACUAUAGAGCCCAUAUAAGUCUUCCCCAAAUAUGUUGUUUAGGUUUCAAUAAACGCCUCCGGAUUUGGAUUGGAUUGGAUUGGAUUGGAUUUUAGGCGCGAUCUUCAAAUAACUUGAAUACCCUCUGCUCUAAAAAGAGGGCAAAGCUGCAAACGAGGAGGUCGUUCAUCGUGUUCAUGAAUUCGACGACGGGCUUCCACUUCUGAUCGGAUAUGUCUACUGCAAAACGCCCGUGCCGUGCUACUGUAAUUGGUUCCGUCACUGCAGCUGUUAAUGAGCCGGGGUCACGGAAGUUUCGCAAAGGCGAUCGGUCACGUAGGAUGUGGACCUUGCAGGAGGAAGAGAUUCUGGCCAUAAUCUUGGCUGAUCUCGUGGCACAAGGUUGGAAGUCGGACAAUGGCUUCCGUGCGGGCUAUCUCCGGAUUAUCGAAGAUGCUAUCCGCGCGGAGUUCCCCAAGUCGGACCUGAAGGGCACUCCUCAUAUCACUUCUAAAAUUCAAGCAUGGAAGAAAAGUUACAAUAGUCUGCGCCGAAUCUUGGGACGCACGGGAGUGGGACUCAAUGAUUACAAAAUUGACUGUGAUGACGAACAGUGGGAGCAGAUUGUGGCGGCUGAUAAAAAUGCCAAAUUUAUGCGCCACAAGUCUUGGCCCUUCUGGGAGACCUGGAAGUGCAUUUUUGGGGAGGACCGAGCGUGUGGUGGUGGGGCUGAGGAGCUCGACACAGCGGCUGAGGAAACCCGCCCUCAAGAACCUGUCCGAAGUCAAUGCAACGAGAACGAUUACCGCCCGCCUUUGGAUGAUGUGCCAACUGAAGCUAAUAGUCCAGUAGAGGAGCAGGCCAACUCUCCUGACCACGGGUCAGGCAACGAUGAGCAACAGACCUAUGCUACCAAAACUCGCCCCCUCAAGCGGAAGAAUGGCUCGAGUGAUGAUGCGCUGAUGGAAUUUCUUGGCAAUCUCCAUGCCGAAACUAACUCCAGGCUUGAAGCCAUAGCUGCGAGGAUUGGGUAUGAGUUUGAUUUGGGCAAGGCGAGGCAAGCAGUGUUUGACAAGCUCGGGACUGUUGACGGCCUCACCCUUGACGAGAGGUACGAGCUGUGCGAUAUACUUAGCGACAAGUCGCAGCGCCUCGAGGUUUUUAUGGGGAUGCCUGCGAAUGCUCGACUCGGCUAUGUGAAGAGAUUUCUGAAGUAGAAUAUUCAUGAAAACUUGAGGAGCAGUUGGGUGGGCUUGAGUGGGGUUCUACUAUAUUUUGUUGUUAAAUUAAGCUAAGUACGGUGGUUAUCACUUAUCAUGUUUGUGUAUACGUAGUAGGAGAUGGAGUAGGAAAUGACAAAGGUGAUCUUUUCCGGUUCCAGCUAUGUCGCAUGUUGUUGGACUAAUUGUAGCCUAAGGUAACUCCACACAUGUUUUUGUGUAUGCUUCGUUUAAUGAAACGCUUUAUAUGGAGUAGGAUGCUUCUAUUAUUCAUAA